AACCGGAGACGCAAAGGGAAGGAGCCGCUGUCAUCUGGUGUCAGCUGUCUCUUUCACCCUUAAAACAACGGAGGAAGAGGACCAAAAUGUGCACCAGCAUCCAGCCCAUUGAAUGGACCGCCGACCUCAAGAACCAGAACUUUGAUGGCAUUGUCUUGGUGGCUCAGAGCCAUGAGGAGCUGCCCUCUGAACUUGAGAGUCUGAAAGCUCCUCUGCAGGACUACAGCUCUGUGGACAGUGGUCUAGGGGAGGAGGUGGUGGUCCUGAAGGUCCCUGGUCUCCCUGGUAACCGCCUGGUGUUUGCUUCCACUGGCCCGGUAAACCGUGACUACGAUGAUGUCAGGAACUUCAGUGAUGCAGCCAUCAACGGCAUCAAGAGGGCCUUGAAAACAGGCAUGCAGCGCCCCCUCCUGGUCUGCCCUCCACACAAGGACUAUAAGAACAGCACCUUGGUGGCUGCACUCGGGGCCCUUCAUGCUCUAUACAUGCCCCUGGAAGUGAGGGAGGGGAACAUAAAACCCACCAACUACAAGGUGUGUGUCCUGGGACUCUGGGUGGCACAGGAUGCCCAGGGAAAGAGACUGGUGGAACUGGCUAAUGCUCUGGAGAGCGGGAGACUGGCAUGCCGCGACAUCGGUGGCUCAGACCCUGAGCGUAUGGCUUCUCCUCGUGUGGCCGAGUACGUCCAGGAACUCUUCAAGGACAGCCCUGUGAAGGUGGAGGUGUUGAGCGACAUGAAGGUUAUGGAGAAGGAGUAUCCCUGUCUGGCUGCAGUCAACCGCUGUGCCAACAGUGUACCUCGUCACCAGGCCAGAGUUAUCAAGCUGCAAUACUGUGGAGAGGGACCCAUCCAAAAGACCCUCAUGCUGGUGGGCAAAGGCAUCACCUACGACACUGGCGGAGCCGACAUCAAGGCUGGUGGUUUUAUGGCUGGGAUGCACAGAGACAAGUGUGGAGCUGCUGCUGUCGCCGGCUUCUUCAAGGUCUUAGCCAAGCUGAAGCCAAAACAUCUGAAGGUUUACGGCUCGAUGGCCAUGGUGAGGAACAGCGUGGGUGCAGACUGCUAUGUGGCCGAUGAACUGGUGGUUUCCCGUGCGGGUCGCAGAGUGAGAGUGGGAAACACUGAUGCUGAGGGACGUAUGGUGAUGGUUGACCUGCUGUGUGAGAUGAAAGAAAAGGCAGUAAGCGAGACUUCACCUCAGCUGUUUACUAUUGCGACCCUGACUGGCCACGCCAUCAGAGCCAUGGGACCCAACUACUCUAUCAUCAUGGAUAACGGACCAGCUCAUCGCUCUGGAAAUGCUGCUCAGUGGCAGAAAGCCGGAGACAUUUUGGGCGACGUGUUCGAGGUGUCCAGUAUCAGACGAGAGGACUAUGAUUUCCACAAGGGUAAAUCUGAGUACGAGGAUAUUCUCCAGUCCAACAACCUGCCGUCCUCCGCUACUCCUCGAGGACAUCAGACCCCUGCUGCGUUCCUCAUCAUGGCCUCAGGGCUCCACAAGCAUGGCGUGGAUUCUAAAACCCCUCUGCCCUACUCCCACAUCGACAUCGCUGGGUCCAGUGGUCCUUUCCCAGGUGUGCCAACAGGAGCCCCCAUCCUCGCCAUGGCAACCAACUACAUCCUGUCUGAUAGUCUCUAAGCAGAUAUUCUCAGUAUAAAACGGUCCGUAGACUCUGUAUCAACACAAACUGUUAAACCGUCCAAACACAAGUGAAAUACCUGCCGCCACAUAUAGUGCAAAAUGUGCAAGUCUUGAUGCCUAACAUUCCUUUAUACCUCAUACUGCUUUUCUAAAAGAAUUGCUGUCUUUUUCUAAAAUCUUGUGACAUUCGUCCUAUCUACACCAAGUGUCAAAUGACCCUUUUUUUUAAGUGGCCUGAAUCAAUGUUAACACUCAGGGGUGAAAUGGCAGAAUAAAAUUUAAAAAGCAUCCUUUUUAUGUGUCUGUAUGUGUGUGAUGAACUGGGGACAUAGUUGUGUGAUUGGUGCUGAAGCAGUGGGCCAGUCAAACCAAGAAUUAUUAACUGAACAAUAAAACAAAUUUAAGAGGU
Molecule: messenger RNA, 2052 nt
Organism: Scomber japonicus (chub mackerel)
Lineage: Eukaryota; Metazoa; Chordata; Actinopteri; Scombriformes; Scombridae
Exons: 16
Coding region: 87-1640 (517 amino acids)
Biological process (GO): proteolysis
Cellular component (GO): cytoplasm
Molecular function (GO): metalloaminopeptidase activity; manganese ion binding
Source: RefSeq, a predicted model, not a curated record